Toxotes jaculatrix (banded archerfish) is the source of this 2395-nucleotide messenger RNA. RefSeq names its product nuclear RNA export factor 1a (gene nxf1a). Lineage: Eukaryota; Metazoa; Chordata; Actinopteri; Toxotidae. Gene Ontology annotation, biological process: poly(A)+ mRNA export from nucleus. Gene Ontology annotation, cellular component: cytoplasm; nucleus. The record is from RefSeq and is a predicted model, not a curated record. Bases 220 to 2133 code for a protein of 637 amino acids. The transcript has 21 exons. Gene Ontology annotation, molecular function: protein binding; RNA binding.
AGCUAGCUAGGCUAACAGCUAGCUAAAGAGCACUCUCUGCGAUCAGGUCGUGGUGGGCUUUGUCUUUGCCUCUGACCCACUCGGAAUGUCGGAGUUCCUUCCAAAGCCCAGCUUUUGCGUUUCACGAAAGCGAUAAAAACGAGUCCCUGCGGAUACUACCAUUUUUUUCCCAACCAGGGUUGUGUGCGUUUUAUUUUUAAUCUAACACUAUCGAGAAAUAUGGCGGAUGGCGGGCAUUACUACAAUGAGCAUGACGAUAGAACCGCACCACAGUUCCGCAACCGCAAAGGCCGAGGCUCCCACAAGGGUCGGUCGUAUGACAGGUCCCGCAGAGACCGCCAGCGGGGAGGCCACCCAGGUGGCUUUGGCGGCCCUGGACCACGGUCUAGGCUUGAAGAUACUGAUGGAGAUGUAACUAUGAGUGAUAACUCUCAGGACAACAGCUCCCAGCACAGAUUCAAUCCAUAUGGAAGACCUUUCCGGAAAGGAGAUGGACGGUUUGAUCGAGACAGGCGACAAGGCAAAGGGGGAGGAGGUGGUAGAGGAGGAGGCGGUGGCUUCAGAGGAGGAGACCGAGGUGGAGGAAGCAGCAGUGGUGCAGGGGGGAAAAACCAGUCAGGCUGGUCCAAAGUAACGAUACCACAUGGAAGAAAAUAUGACAAGAAAUGGUUAUUGACAGCUCUUCAGAACAUCUGCUCAGUUCCCUUCACACCUGUACAGUACCAUGUUGACCACGACAGGGCCCAUUUCUAUGUGGAUGAUCCGUCUGUUGCUAAUGCUUUACGCAAAUGUUCUCACAAGAUCACAGACACAGAUGGUUAUAAGGUGGAGGUGCACGUCAACUCCCACGCUCCACCAUCCUUCCUCCAGUCCGACCUGAAGCCUGAACACUUGGAUCACCUGAAGCAAUGCAUGGCAAAACGUUUUGAUGGCUCCCAGCAAGCACUUGACUUAAACAACAUCCGCACAGACCCAGACCUGGUGUCCCAGAAAAUUGAAGUUACCUUGAAUCGGAGGACACACAUGGAAGCUGUCAUCAGGAUCAUUGAGGAAAACAUUCCAGAGCUGACUUGCUUGAACCUCAGCAACAACCGUAUUCACAAACUGGAUGAACUUGCUGAAUUGGUUACCAAGGUGCCUAAUCUGAAGACUCUGAACCUUUCACACAAUGAGCUGAAGUCAGACCGGGAGCUGGACAAGGUGAAAGGCUUAAAGCUGGUGGAGCUGUGGCUGAACAGGAACCCCCUGUGUAUCUACUUCAAGGAUCAGGCUUCUUACAUCAGUGCUGUGCGGCAGAGGUUUCCCCGGCUUCUCAAACUGGAUGGUCAAGACCUCCCCCCACCCAUUGGAUUUGAUGUGGAAACACCCACUACUAUCCCUCCCUGCAAGGGCAGCUGUUUUGGCUCUGAUGAAAUCAAGGCUCUCAUCCUUCGCUUCUUGCAACAGUACUACAGCAUAUAUGACUCAGGGGACAGACAGCCGCUUCUGGAUGCUUACCAUGAUGCAGCGUCAUUAUCCCUCACAACACCUUACUCCACCCAGAACCCGUCCAGGAGCAGUCUGGGGGAGUAUCACAAAGACAGCCGAAAUCUGAAGAGGAUCAAAGACUCCACAAUGAGAUUUCGACUGCUAAAACACACCCGACUGAAUGUGGUGGCUUUCCUCAAUGAGUUGCCCAAAACUCAGCAUGACAUCGCCUCCUUUACUGUUGACGUAAACACCUACACAAAUACACUAUUGUCAUUCACGGUGAGCGGAGUCUUCAAAGAGGUUGCUGUUGAUGGUAAAUCCAGAGACUCCACCAUGGCUUUCUCUCGAGUUUUCAUCACAGUCCCAGCAGGGGGUUCUGGUUUGUGCAUUGUGAACGACCAGCUUUUCAUCCGAAUGGCCACAACAGAGGAGAUCCGCCGCGCCUUUGUGGCUCCCGCCCCAACUCCAUCCUCCAGCCCUGUCCCUACCCUCACCGCACCGCAGCAGGAGAUGCUUACAGCCUUCUCACAGAAGUCUGGCAUGAACCUGGAGUGGUCCCAAAAGUGUCUGCAAGACAAUGAAUGGGAUUUCAACAGAGCGGCACAAAUCUUCACUCAGUUAAAGACGGAAGGUCAGAUCCCUGACGUUGCAUUCAUAAAAUGAAGAGUUGAUUCAUACAUCUGUGAAAUAAAAUCCCCAGUAAUUUUAUUUAUGGCUUUUGUUUUAUGCUUCACUGUUGACUUUUUUGUUUUAUUAAAAAAGUAAUGUAGAUCAAGUUCACUUUUUGUUUUAGCAGGCAAAUGUCAACAGUCUGACCUGAAGACUGAUGGUACAAUCUUUGGUUGUCAUUGUAACCUUAGUUUUUUGACCAUUUGUAUAGAAAUCACUACGUUUUCAUAGGAAUAAAGACAGAUGGCUAACUUUG